Messenger RNA from Ochotona princeps (American pika), 1682 nucleotides. RefSeq names its product KLF transcription factor 11 (gene KLF11). Gene Ontology annotation, molecular function: DNA-binding transcription factor activity, RNA polymerase II-specific; RNA polymerase II cis-regulatory region sequence-specific DNA binding. The coding region runs from base 144 to 1682 and encodes 512 amino acids. The record is from RefSeq and is a predicted model, not a curated record. Lineage: Eukaryota; Metazoa; Chordata; Mammalia; Lagomorpha; Ochotonidae. The transcript has 4 exons. Gene Ontology annotation, biological process: regulation of transcription by RNA polymerase II.
GGCGCCCCGCCCCUCCCGCGCCGCGAGGGCCGCGCCGGGGCAGGCCGGCCGCAGGCGCUCCGAAGCGGUGGCCGCCACCGCCGCCCACGUGCCCCCGGCCCGCGCCCCGCGCCCGCCGCUGCGGCCUGCGACCGGCCGGGACCAUGCACACGCCGGGCUCCGCGGAUGCGGGCCAGGCGCGCCCGGUGAACAUCGUGGAUAUCUGUGAGUCCAUCCUGGAACGGAAGCGGCAUGACAGCGAGGGCUCCUCAUGCGGCAUCUGGGACCAGACGGACAUUGAAGCUGUCGAGGCUCUGGUGUGCAUGAGCUCCUGGGGUCAGAGGUCCCGGCUCGGGGGCCUCUCCAGGACAAGGCCCCUCACGCCAGUCUCAGACCCUGGGGAUGCUGCCCCGCCAGAGCUGCCCAAGGACUUCCCUUCCUUUUCGACUCUGUGCAUCACUCCUCCUCAGAGCCCGGAUCUGAUGGAGUCAUCCACGGGGACCCCCUUCCCUCCCCACGUGACUGACUGCAAAGCACGGACCACCGGGGCCAGCCCCCUGCCUGCCGCUGUGGCGGCCAGAGGCCUGAGCGGGAGUGCAGAGAUGGGCGUGCCAGGUUCCAGGCCAGACUCUCCAGAGGCAGUCCCUGGCACCCCAUGCCGCGCCAUGGUGACCAGCGUGAUCCGCCACACUGGGGAGGUCCCUGUGCCUGCCCACCUGGUCACUGCCCAGACGUCAGAGCAGCCACUUCUCCCCAUGAGGGAUGGAGGAGCGCAGUGCCCAGAGCCCUCUGGGGCUCUGCCACAGCCACACCUCACGGACAGCGACAGUAUACUCAGUGCCACCUCGGGGUCCUGUGGGCCAAGCCUGCACAGGGCUGGCGGCUCCCUGCCCAGUGGCCAGAGCCAGCAGGUGGCACAGCCCACCACAGUACAGAUCUGCUCACCAAAGAACCGGGAGAAGGACUUACUGAGGAGAGCUGCCCCCCUGAUCACCGUGCCCGUCCCCAGUCCCCCCGUCCUUUGCCAAAUGAUCCCUGUGCCUGGACCCAGUGGCGUGGUGCCCACUUUCUUGAAGCCUUCUGCACAGUUGGCAGCGGGCACUGUCAAGCCCAUCCUUCCCCAGGCAGCCGCCCUGCCCCAGCCCGUGCUCGUGGGCCCACCUGUGCCCCAGGGCGCGGUGAUGCUGGUGCUGCCGCCUGGCGCGCUGCCCCAGCCCGCCUCCUGCUCGGCCAGCGUCGUGGCUGUCGGGAGCACCAAGCUGCUGCCUCUGGCGCCUGCUCCAGUCUUCAUCACCUCCAGCCAGAACUGUGCCCCUCAGGUAGACUUCUCCCGAAGGAGAAACUACGUUUGCAAUUUCCCAGGCUGCCGGAAGACGUACUUCAAAAGUUCCCAUCUCAAGGCUCAUCUCCGCACCCACACAGGGGAGAAGCCGUUCACCUGCAGCUGGGACGGUUGUAAUAAGAAGUUCGCGCGCUCUGAUGAGCUGUCUCGGCACCGCAGAACUCACACGGGAGAGAAGAAGUUUGUGUGUCCAGUCUGUGACCGGCGUUUCAUGCGCAGUGACCACCUGACCAAGCAUGCCCGGCGCCACAUGAGCACCAAGAAGGCCCCAGGCUGGCAUGCGGAGGUCGGCAAGCUGAACAGGAUCACCACAGCAGGCGGCCCCCGGGGCCCCCUCGCCGUCAUGCCCGCCUCUGCCUAG